CCUCCUCCUCCUGGAAGGCCAGCGCUUCUCCCUGCCCUGUGACGCCAUCCUGCUGGAGGGAAGCUGCGUGGUCAACGAGGGGAUGCUCACAGGUGAGAGCGUCCCGGUCUCCAAGACCCCCCUGCCCCACUUCGACAACACCCUGCCCUGGAAGGUCUGCGGGAUGGGCGAUUAUCGGCGCCACGUCCUCUUCUGUGGCACGGAGGUCAUCCAGACCAGGCGGGCAGGCCCAGGGCCGGUCCGGGCGGUGGUUCUGCAAACAGGCUUCAACACCGCCAAGGGAGACCUGGUGAGGUCCAUCCUUUACCCCAAGCCCCUCAACUUCCAGCUCUACCAGCAAGCCUUCAAGUUCAUCGUGGGCCUGGCUGUGAUUGGCAUCCUGGGCAUGAUCUAUGCCAUCUGCGUGUAUGUGAUCCAGAAGGUGGGUCCCAGAAACACGGUGGCCAUGGCGCUCCUGCUGCUGACCAUCCCGGUGCCCCCCGUCAUCCCAGCGGCCUUGACCACCAGCAUCAUCUACGCCCAACGGAGGCUGACCAGGAAGAAGAUCUUCUGCAUCAGCCCCCAGAGGAUCAACAUCUGCGGCCAGAUCAACCUGGUCUGCUUUGAUAAGACAGGGACCCUGACCGAGGAUGGGCUGGACCUCUGGGGCGCCCUCCCUUGCCAAGGCCAGAGUUUCCAGAGCGUGCACAGCUUCUCGGGGGCCCCGUUGCCCUGGGGGCCCCUCUGCAGAGCCAUGGCGACCUGCCACUCCCUUUUGCUGCUGGACGGGAGGCUCCAGGGAGACCCCCUGGACCUGAAGAUGUUUGAGGGCACAAACUGGGAGAUGGAGGAGCACCGGCCGGCCGAGGGCACAGCCAGCCUCCCCGAGUCCUGCCUCCUUGUGAAGCCGGGCCCUGCUGCUUCCCCAGCGCCCGUGGAAGGAAUCCUAAUCCUGCACCAGUUUCCCUUCUCCUCCUCGUUGCUGAGGAUGUCGGUCAUCACGCAGGAGUGUGGGAAGAGCGGCUUUGAGCUCUCCAUGAAGGGAGCCCCCGAGACGGUGGCCAGCUUUUGCGAAGAGAGGACCGUGCCAGCUGUCUUCCAGGCUGAGCUGAAGCACUUCACGGCUCAGGGCUACCGAGUCAUCGGCCUGGCCCACAAGAAGAUGGAGCUCCCCCAAGGAGUGGUCUUCAGUGACCUGGAGAGGGAGGAGCUGGAGUCCGGCCUGACCUUCCUGGGACUGCUGGUCAUGGAGAACCGCCUGAAGAGCGAGACCCGGCCGGUCCUGCAGGAGCUCAGCCAGGCCCGCAUCCGGAGCGUGAUGGGUUCUGAGGAGGGUGGUAGUGGAGGGAGCAGAGAUGAUAAUGGUGGCUCCCUUCUGGCCGCGCCGACCCUGGUUGGCAGACCUAGUGGAGCUAUCCACAGCCCCGCACUGGAGAAUUCCAGCGGGGGAGGUGGCCCUGCAUCAGGGGUCUCUGGAGCAUCCGGACCCGGAGUGGCUUCAUCUGACCGUCUGGCGAUUGAGCAGGAACAAUUAAGGGAGGCCCAAUAUUCCGAAAGUGUCAUCAGGACGGUAGAGGCAUCCAGGAGGCAGUCCACAACACGCAUUUACAACGCCUCCUGGGUGGCCUUUGCAGACUGGUGCCGAGCUAAAGGCCUCUGCCCAGCUGCAGCCUCGGCCCCACAGGUCCUGGACUUCCUCCAGGAGGGCCAUGAGAAGGGCCUGGCCACCAGUACUCUUAGACGCCAAGUUUCCUCUCUCUCUACGGUUCUGGGGAUGUGUGUGAACGCUCCUCCAUUGUCCCAACAUCCGGUGCUGAAGCAGUUCCUCAAAGGGGCGACGAAUCUGAAACCCUCUGUGGUCCAUCGAUUCCCCACCUGGGACCUGCCCACGGUCCUCCAGGCCCUGACUGAAGCACCAUUUGAACCCUUGAGAGAGGUCUCCCUCCAGCUACUGACCUUUAAGGUCAUUUUUCUCGUCGCUAUCACUUCAGCCAGAAGAGUCUUGGAGAUCAACGCUCUCUCCAGCAGGGCGGACCUUUGCACCUUCCUAGAUAACAGGGUCAUCCUCAGACUUGACCCCUCCUUCAUGCCCAAGGUCAACUCCCCCUUCCACAGGGCCCUGGAGAUCAUCCUGCUGGACUUCUGUCCCCAUCCCUCAGGGGAAAGGGAGAAAUGGUGGCAUAAACUGGACGUCAGAAGAGCCCUGCACAUAUACCUGAAGCGCACGGCGUCCUUUAGGCGUUCAGAGGCCCUCUUCGUGUCUAUCGACCGUCCUCCUGGGGAGCCAAGGUCUCCCCGGCCACCAUAA
Thamnophis sirtalis is the source of this 2287-nucleotide messenger RNA. The record is from RefSeq and is a predicted model, not a curated record. Lineage: Eukaryota; Metazoa; Chordata; Lepidosauria; Squamata; Natricidae.